CAUUGUUUACUACUGCGUUAGAAGGAUAAAAACUGCGUGGAACAAUUGGGUGUACCCGUAUAUCGUGAUUAAGCGAUAGACCGCAAAAGACGAAGGCUGGGCUUUUUUACUUGUUAAUUCUUGCACGGUAAAUGCGAACAAGUCACUAGCGCUAUUCACGAUGGCGGCGGCCUUCUUUAUGUUGCUCGCUGCCGUGCCUCCUUUUCAGUACAACCUCAUGGUGAUCGGUAGCGUAGCGCGGUUUUAGAAUUUGUUUUUUCCAUUAUGAAGUUUGUCAUCGGCACUUCUGGCUUCAACAUUGCGCGAUUACAUCUUGCUGUUUUGUGCGCAACAGCCAUGGCAUCGGUGUCGUGCUUGGUUGUUGUCUCAAGCGCGGAUAUUGUACGAAAGUUCACGUUGAGUGACGCGCGUCUCAGCACGUUGAAAGCAGCAGUUCAAGAAUGUUCAUUGCUGUCGCCGGUGGUGAACGUAGACAAGGACAGAUUUCAGGUCUUCGACGAAGUAUUUCAAAGGAACAUAGACGUAGUGGACGAGGAUCUCAUCGCUGACAAGUCUCAAGUGUUUGUGUUGACUGCUGUGCGUCCAACCGCAGUGGAAAUACCUGAAACCAUCCACUCAUCUGUUGUUACUGAAAGUCACGGUGACAACGAACCUGGUGACCGUGAUGGCAGGGACCAUGAAAUGCCGGACUUUACUACAAUGAAAGAAAAGAUGGAGGAAGGGUCACUGUCGGCAUCAAUGCACAGAAGGAUUGUGGAAGAACUAUACCAAUCAAUGGUCCGCUGCACGCUGUAUGUGUGUUUGCCUUGUUAUCAGGGAGUUUAUAGCAGGCAUUCAAAUUAGUGAUGGCAUAUUUCACAACAGUGGAUUUCUAUUAUAUUGUAUAGGUAUCCUUCCGCAAAGUUUUACGGGAAGGUUGCGAGCACGCUUGUAUCACAGUACCGUGGCCUAGCUGACUCAAAUGGCAGUGGUUACGUGAGUUUCUUACAUCCCUACACUAUGCUCAUUAUGCUAUGUAAACUGGCACUUGAUGGACUGUCUUCUUUCUGCACGUUCUUUUUUUUUCAGGACUCUUAGGUCAUUUGUUUGCGCAAUAAAUUUAAAAAUGAAAGGCGUAAGGUCACUACAAACGAGAUGGUCGCCGAAUCACGGUCAAAGUUUGGUACGAAAGGAAAGCCUUCGCAGAGGAUUGACACAGCAGUGAUGAGACGGAACGAAACACCACGGCUUCCUGACAAUCCUUUGAACCCUUCCGGCACUGGUACUGCUCAAGAGGACCUAUCAUGGCUUUUGAACGAAUAUAAAAAGCAAAGACCAGAUAUGCAGCAAAUGCGGGAGAGGCUGCGAGCUACCUUUCAAGUGAGGUCACAGAAAAUGAAAUCCAGCACAGUUGCUGCCUCUCUGAAGGAGUUUCCGUACCUGAUUGAUUUCAGAUUUUUCAUGCAAGAGUUCCAGCUGUUGACUCAGAAGGAUGCUUCUAAAGGUGUAGAAGCUGCAAAUGAAGAUGUGCUGAACAUGGUGACAAGAAAGCAAGUACGGUGCAGCCAGGAGGCAAAAGAUGGUGUAGCUGCCUGGCGCACAAUUAACAACUGUGAACGUCGAAAGAAUCACCUCCGUUGCAUACAGGCCCUGAGGGUCCUCAGUGAGAUCUUCAAGGAGAAGAAAGCAGUGGACACUUUAUUUCUUCAUGAGCCGGCUGAUGCAUUCCCAGCGACCCCACACGUAUGCUACAGCGGAACGUCAUUGGAGGACGCACAAAUACUGAAGCUUGUAGUGGAAAGCACUCCACUAUUCCAUGUCCUUGAGGCCGUCGAAGGAAUUUCUGCAAUUCUAGCUGCAUACUGGAUCUUUGAUGCUGUGUACUGCCCGAAUCAUCUUAAUAUGAUGACCUUUUUUGAACGUGCAACUGGACUUGAAGUGACUCCUCUUCAACCUCCAGUUAAAGCAUUCCUCAACAAGCACAAGAAUAACCCAUAGCCCUGCAUGACCCGAGCUUACGUGCAGGAACUGUUACAGGAUGACUGUUGCAACUCCGCACAGCAUCUUUAAAAGAUCGGGGAAUUUUUUCUUUGAAGUGCAAGUGAAGGCUACCUGUUACACAACGGGAGAGAGGGGGUUGCGUUAGAGCAGGAAGCUCUUAUACCUGUUGUCAUAAUGUUAUUUGUAUUAUCCCUGUUAAUCCAACUGCUAAUCUUAAUGAAAGGCCGUGACCUCAAUACAUGUUACCGCCUUUGUGACAUUGAUCCUAUGGAGGAGAAGACUGUGCCAGUGACUUCAUUCAGAGGGAGAAAAAAGAAACUUUCUUCUAGUCAGUCAUUGCUUUUUCUAGUCAGUACAGAGCUGGACUGUGAUGUAAGCUUCCUCUGAGCAUUGAUGCCCAUUGAUGGCAUAUGUAUCCACUGUGUGCAACAAAAGUCAGCUCUUUGCCUGCUCAGCACCAAGCGGUGCAAUAGUCAUUGGUAUUAUUGACGUUAUGUAUAUUCAGUGGCACCAAGUCACCAUAAUUCUAUGUAGCCAUUGAUAAGUUAUUGCAUAACAUUGCUUUGUUUUCACACAAGAAGUCUUCAGUUGUUUUUCACAAAGUAUUACCUUCCAUAUACACGCUGUGUGAUAUCAAUGAGAAGAGUUUAGCUGCAGCAAACAUGCCAUCAUAGACCCAGCCUGGGUUAUGGUAUAUUUCUGCACGCUACGUACAGUGUGCUGUUUUUCUAUUGAA
Ornithodoros turicata is the source of this 2716-nucleotide messenger RNA. RefSeq lists its product as uncharacterized. The record is from RefSeq and is a predicted model, not a curated record. Bases 1135 to 1977 code for a protein of 280 amino acids. NCBI's taxonomy places the organism in Eukaryota, Metazoa, Arthropoda, Arachnida, Ixodida, Argasidae. The transcript is spliced from 8 exons.